AUGAGCCGGGCGGAGGCCGAGCCCUGCUCCCGGGCGCUGGCGCAGGCCCGCGUCUACCUGGGCCAGCUGCGGGGCCGCGUCCCGCCGGCGGGUCCCGAGGGCGGCGGGCGGCGGGACUACCUGGUGGAGGCGGCGCGGCAGCUGCGGCUGGCGCUGGAGCGGGACGUCAGCGAGGACUACGAGGAGGCCUUCAAUCACUACCAGAACGGCGUGGACGUGCUGCUCCGCGGCGUGCAGGUUGACCCCAACAAAGAGCGCCGGGAGGCUGUGAAGAGGAAGAUCACACAGUACCUGAGGCGUGCGGAGGAAAUCUUCAACUGCCACCUCCAGCGGGCUGUGGGGGAUGGCAACCCCACCGGCACGGGUUACAGCAGCCUGCGCUUCCGGCCCAUCAGGACGCUGAGCUCAGCACUGGAGAACCUGAGACGGUGUAAGGUUGUGGGAGUGAUUGAUAAGGUGCAGAUCGUCCAGGAUCCAGCCACUGGUGGGACCUUUAUACUUAAGAGCCUCCCCAAAUCCCAUGUUGAGACCCGUGAGCGACAGACCAUCAUCCCUCAUGGGGUCCCCUUCAUGGUCAAGCUGCUGUACUACUAUGUGAGUGAGGAUUCUAUCUUCCUUCACCUGGAGCACGUGCAGGGGGAGACACUGUGGUCCCACCUCCGCUCCAAGUACUGUGUCCAGCAGGGCUCUUCCAGUUCGAAUACCCUUCAAGCCCUGAGGGAUGGUGGCAGAGUGGACGGUGUGGGAAGCUCCCAGGGCAGCAGCCAAGUCUCCAUCUUCUCUGCUCAGACAGGCAGCGGCCUCUCAGGCUCUGUGGCCCAUCGAGCGUUGGGAAGCACCGAUGCCUUGCCUCAUCGGGACCAGUCCCCUGGCCCCAAGGACCCUGGUGUGGGGAACCACUGCCAUCUUCACCUGGCUCCUGCUGGUGGCCCGAGGGCUGCACCUGGAGAGCAGGAUUUAAGCAUGACGCAGGCUGUGUCUGGUGUCUUGAACCAUGUUCCAGCAGCAUCAGCCAAAGGCCUUGGCCACCUUACCAACCAGGGCCUGGUCAUCUACCCCUGGGACACUCUAACCAGCAGCAUGGACUGUGUGUCGGAGAGAGCAGCCUCCCGGCAAGACCCUGCACUGUGUGCCGGUGAAAAGCUUCUCCAGACACCCGGCCUUGUUCUGAAGGCUGUGAAAGGAGGGCAGCCAGGGGGAGGGGAGACACCAUCUCAGCAAGUGUCUGAUGUCUCCUGUGCUCAGCGUCUCCUGUCCUUCUCGGGUCAGAGGCAGCUACGUGCAGGAGCUGCCCCAUCCAGCUCUGUCAAGCUCCACGGGCCUGACCUGACGGUGCAGGAGCCCUCAUGGGGGCCAAGCCUGAGCUGUGGCCAGCCCAGGGAGCAGCGUCUCUCAGGACAGUGCCAGUCUCUGGUUUCCCGUGGGCAUGGCCAGAGAGCGUGGGCUCUGAAGGAGGAGCAGGUGCAGGUGUGGGCAGCAGAAAUCCUCCUGGCCUUAGAGGGACUUCACCAACAGGGUGUACUGUGCCGGGACCUCAACCCCAGGAACCUGCUGCUUGAUGCGGCUGGUCACAUCCGUCUCACCUUCUUUGGCCAGUGGACAGAGGUGGAGCCCCAGUGCUGCAGUCAGGCACAGGAAGAGCUGUACAGUGCUCCAGAAGUGGGGGGGAUCACAGAGCCCACAGAAGCAUCUGACUGCUGGAGCUUUGGCGCUCUCUUGUACGAGUUGCUGACAGGAGUGCCACUAUCCCAAAACCAUCCUUCAGGGAUUCAACCUCACACCCAGUUGCAUCUACCAGAGGGGCUCAGCAUGGCUGCUGCAUCACUGCUCACUGAGCUCCUACAGUGCAACCCAAAGCAGCGUCUGGGCUUUGGAGGAGGUGGUAUGGCGAAGCUGAAGUCCCACGCUUUCUUUAGCACCGUCCCAUGGAACAAGCUGGUGGGCUAGGCAGGCUGUUCUUCCCACAGGGAGCUGGGCACAGAGCCAGCGUCUCUGACACUCGUGACCCCAAGGUGGCACUGGCAGCUCUAUCUGCUGGCAGGGUGGGGGGAAUUGCCUACAAGGGUUUCCCAGGGGUGGGGUACAUGGGGUUUUUGCAGUUGUAUCUGUUUUGUCUCUUCUCAUGUUGCCAUUUCUGUGAGGAGGCUGUGGUCUGGGCUGCCUUCUCCUCUAGGUCCUCUACAAUUGGAAAGGGAGCUCAGGUGCCCACCUUGGGGAGAGGCCACACACCCCUUCUCCAGUAUCCCUUUCUCAACACCACACCCUAGGACUCCCUCCCUAUGGUUUUUAUCUCUGCUGCUACCAGUGACACCCCCCAACACACUGGCAUUUUUUGUGUGGCUUCCAAGUGAAUCUCCUCUGGACCUUGCUGGCUGAUGCCUCAGCCUGGGAUCUGUGCCCAUCCUUUGGCUGCAUAUGUGUGUGUGUGUGUGUGUGAGUAAUGUCUGCUGCAGGGGCAAGAUGUGAGGGAGCCCUCAGUUCUUCUCCCCUUGUUGCUCUGAAAAAAAUAAACCACUCAUUAUUGCUU
Messenger RNA from Calypte anna (Anna's hummingbird), 2527 nucleotides. RefSeq names its product ribosomal protein S6 kinase like 1 (gene RPS6KL1). Lineage: Eukaryota; Metazoa; Chordata; Aves; Apodiformes; Trochilidae. The transcript is spliced from 10 exons. The record is from RefSeq and is a predicted model, not a curated record. Gene Ontology annotation, biological process: protein phosphorylation. Gene Ontology annotation, molecular function: protein kinase activity; ATP binding. The coding region runs from base 1 to 1947 and encodes 648 amino acids.